AUGAAGAAUCUUUCAAAAAGACCACCGGGAGCCAUCGCUGCCUAUCGACAAGUCGAUUUCCCGAAAUCAACUCACACCACCAAGAACUCUCCCAACGAUGAUGGUCUUUCGCUAGAAUGGCCAUUAGUGAUUUUUGUACUCGGGGUUCCUAUUGUGGCAUUAGUCAAUUUGUUUUGGGUCCCUGUGUACAGGGAGACAAUCAUCCUCAUGGUACUAUAUGGCUUCCUGCGAGGCCUUUCCGUCACCACUGGUAAGAAGAUUUCCCCAUAUAAAACAAACAAUCCUGACAAGUAUAUCCAUAUAGGUUACCAUCGUCUCUGGGCUCACAAAUCCUAUUCUGCCCACUGGACUUUGAAGCUUGUACUUGCGAUAAUUGGUGCGGGCGCCGGAGAAGGCGCCAUCAAAACAUGGUGCCGCGACCACCGUGCUCACCAUCGUUAUGUUGAUACUGAUCAAGAUCCAUACAGUGUCCAGAAAGGACUUUUCCAUGCGCAUAUUGGAUGGAUUAUCUUUAAAAAAGAACGAAACACGCUCGGUGCCACGGCUACUGGUCGCGUGGAUAUCAGUGAUUUGAAAUCCGACCCGAUCGUGGAAUGGCAGCGGCGAUACUACUGGCAAUUGCUAUUCCUGAUGGCCUAUGUAUUUCCUACCUUAGUCUGUGGACUAGGCUGGGGUGACUUCUUGGGCGGAUUUGUCCUCGCAGGCUGUUUAGGGACGUCAGGAGUACAACAAAGUACUUUCUGCAUCAACUCUCUUGCUCACUGGAUGGGUUCACAGCCUUACCAAACGACCAAGUCCCCACGAGACAACCUUCUCACUGCUGUCUUGACUCUUGGAGAGGGGUAUCACAAUUUCCACCAUGAGUUCCCGAUCGACUACCGGAAUGGAUAUCGGUGGUAUCACUUCGACCCAACCAAGUGGGUGAUCUGGCUAUGUAGCCAGUUAGGAUUUGCCUCUGAUCUCAGAAAAUUUCCAAACAAUGAAAUUGAGAAGGGAAGAGUACAGAGAAAGCAAGAAUCUUUGAGCAAAGAAUGUGAGAAGUUGGAUUGGGGAUUACCGCUUGGAGAAUUGCCAUCCAUGCAAUGGGAAGAAUUCCAACAACAGGCCAGGACAGGGUGUAACUUGAUCGUCAUCAACGGGUUUGUGUACGAUGUCUCUGAAUUUGUGACCAUACACCCUGGGGGGGGCUUCAAUGUUAACAGGCGCCAUUGGGAAAGACGCAACCAAAAUGUUUGA
Messenger RNA from Penicillium brevicompactum, 1236 nucleotides. RefSeq names its product Acyl-CoA desaturase. NCBI's taxonomy places the organism in Eukaryota, Fungi, Ascomycota, Eurotiomycetes, Eurotiales, Aspergillaceae. The coding region runs from base 1 to 1236 and encodes 411 amino acids. The record is from RefSeq and is a predicted model, not a curated record. Gene Ontology annotation, molecular function: stearoyl-CoA 9-desaturase activity; iron ion binding; heme binding. Gene Ontology annotation, biological process: unsaturated fatty acid biosynthetic process. Gene Ontology annotation, cellular component: endoplasmic reticulum membrane. The transcript has a single exon.